Molecule: messenger RNA, 4779 nt
Organism: Centropristis striata (black sea bass)
Lineage: Eukaryota; Metazoa; Chordata; Actinopteri; Perciformes; Serranidae
Product: transient receptor potential cation channel subfamily M member 1-like
Exons: 28
Coding region: 1-4779 (1592 amino acids)
Biological process (GO): calcium ion transport into cytosol; protein tetramerization
Cellular component (GO): membrane
Molecular function (GO): calcium channel activity
Source: RefSeq, a predicted model, not a curated record
AUGGACAGCAGAGGGAAGAGAGGGACCAACGGAUCCUUCAAACGUUCAUCCAUCAAACGCAGCGCGUCCUCCGCGUCACAGAAGACUCAGAGAGCGUGGAUCGAGAAAACCUUCCAGAAGAGAGAAUGUGUCCACAUUGUCCCCGGGAAAGACAGCAGCAGGUGUGGUUGUGGUCAGCUGGUGGCGCAGCACUCGUUAGUCCCUGCCGGGUCCAGAGAGGAGGGGGCCCCUCUGGUCCAGCUGGAGGCCCAGCCUGCAGAGAGAUGGAGCCCACUGAGACACACCCAGACCUCCUGCACCGACGCCUAUGGGGUCAUUGAGUUCCAGGGAGGAGGACACGCCAACAAGGCCAUGUACCUGCGUCUCUCCUUUGACUCCCGUCCUGAGCACCUCCUGCAGCUGAUGGUGCGGGACUGGCAGCUGGAGCUCCCCACGCUGCUGAUCUCAGUGCAUGGCGGCCUGCAGAACUUCGAGCUGCCCCCCAAACUGAAGCAGGUUUUCGGUAAAGGCCUGAUCAAAGCGGCGGUGACCACCGGAGCCUGGAUCUUCACCGGAGGAGUCAGCACUGGAGUGAUCCGGCACGUUGGAGAUGCUCUCAAAGAUCAUUCGUCAAAGUCCAGAGGGAAGGUCUGCGCGAUAGGCAUCGCUCCCUGGGGCAUCAUCGAGAACAAGGAGGACCUCAUCGGGAGAGAUGUGACCCGGCCAUACCAGACCAUGUCCAACGCGCUCAGCAAGCUGUCGGUGCUGAACAGCAGCCACUCCCACUUCAUCCUGUCCGACAACGGGACCAGCGGCAAGUACGGAGCGGAGGUCCGUCUGAGGAGGCAGCUGGAGAAACACAUCGCCCUGCAGAAGAUCAACACGCGUCUGGGGCAGGGUGUCCCCGUAGUGUGUCUGAUCCUGGAGGGUGGUCCUAAUGUGAUCUCCAUCGUGUUGGAGAGUCUGAGAGAGGAGCCUCCUGUCCCCGUGGUCAUCUGUGACGGCAGUGGCCGAGCGUCUGACAUCAUCAGCUUCGCUCACAGAUACUGUGGAGAGGACGGGUUGCUAAGCGACGGGGUCAAAGAUCAGCUGCUGGUCACCAUCCAGAAGACGUUUAACUACAGCCGCAGCCAGGCGGCACAGAUCUACCUCAUGGUGAUGGAGUGCAUGAAGAAGAGAGCGCUGAUCACAGUGUUCAGGAUGGGCUCUGAGGGACAGCAGGACAUUGAGAUGUCCAUCCUGACGGCUCUGCUCAAAGGUACGAAUGCGUCAGCAUCCGAUCAGCUGAGUCUGGCACUGGCCUGGAACAGAGUGGACAUCGCCCGCAGUCAGAUCUUUGUCUACGGAGUCCACUGGCCGCCUGUGAGCUCUGUGACGUUGGACCGUCCAAAGAGUCCGGCGGCUCAGCGAGCGGCAGCAGGAGGAGGAGGGAAAGGGAAAGGCCGGGGAAAGAAAGGGAAAGGGGGCAAAACCAAACCUGAACCACCAGAGGAGACCGACCCCCGAAAACUGGAGCUGCUCAACUGGGUGAACUCUCUGGAGCAGGCCAUGAUGGACGCUCUGGUGUUGGACAGGGUCGACUUUGUGAAGCUGCUGAUCGAGAACGGAGUGAACAUCCAUCACUUCCUCACCAUCCCCCGCCUGGAGGAGCUGUACAACACGAAGCUGGGGCCGGCCAACACACUGCACUUUGUGGUUAGAGACGUGAAGAAGGGGAACCUACCUCCGGACUACCAGAUCACCCUGAUCGAUAUCGGCCUGGUGCUGGAGUUCCUGAUGGGCGGAGCUUACCGCUGCAAAUACACCAGGAAGAGCUUCAGGACGCUGUACAACAACCUGUACGGCCUGAAGAGGCCGAAAGCGCUCAAACUUCUUGGAAUGGAGGACGACGAGCCCCGUCCGAAGGGGAAGGGGAAGAAGAACAAGAAGAAGGAGGAGGAGGUGGACGUGGACGUGGACGACCCGGAGGUGAGCCGGUUCCAGUACCCGUUCCACGAGCUGAUGGUGUGGGCGGUGCUGAUGAAGCGCCAGAAGAUGGCGCUGUUCCUGUGGCAGCGCGGCGAGGAGGCCAUGGCCAAAGCUCUGGUGGCCUGCAAACUGUACAAGGCCAUGGCUCAUGAGUCGUCACAGAGCGAGCUGGUGGACGACAUCUACCAGGACCUGGAGAACAACUCCAAAGAGUUCGGUCAGCUGGCCUACGAGCUGCUGGAUCAGUCAUACAAACACGACGAGCAGGUGGCGAUGAAGCUGCUGACGUACGAGCUGAAGAACUGGAGCAACUCCACCUGCCUGAAGUUGGCAGUCGCCGCCAAACACAGAGACUUCAUCGCCCACACAUGCAGCCAGAUGCUGCUGACCGACAUGUGGAUGGGCUGCCUGAGGAUGGGCAAGAGCAACAGCCUCAAGGUGAUCUUAGGGAUCGUCUUCCCUCCGGCCAUUCUCCUGCUCGAGUUUCGUCUCGGAGACGAAACUUCAUUUCAUUCGUCCAAAGAAAACGAUGACAGCAAAACUAAAGAAGACGACAACAAAUCCAGCAAGGACGCCGUCUCCAACGUGGACACCACGUCAAAGAAAGGAGAUGAAGAGGAGGAGCAGAAGAGACAGAAGAGGAGAACUCCAGUCGGGAGGAAGAUCUACGAGUUCUACAACGCUCCGUUCACCAAGUUCUGGUUCAACACGAUCUCCUACCUGGUCUACCUGUGUCUCUAUAACUACAUCAUCCUGGUGAAGAUGGAGCGUUGGCCGUCUCUGCAGGAGUGGAUCGUCAUCUCUUACAUCAUCACUCUUGGCCUGGAGAAGGUCCGCCAGAUCCUGAUGUCGGAGCCAGGGAAGCUGAAGCAGAAGAUCAACGUGUGGCUGGAGGAUUACUGGAACAUCACGGACCUGGUGGCGAUCUCGGUCUUCCUGCUGGGUCUGCUGCUGCGGCUGCAGAACGAGCCGUCCAUGGGCUACGGACGCGUCAUCUACUGCGUGGACAUCAUCUUCUGGUACAUCCGAGUCCUGGACAUCUUCGGGGUCAACAAGUACCUGGGACCCUACGUCAUGAUGAUCGGCAAAAUGAUGAUCGACAUGCUGUACUUCGUGGUCAUCAUGCUGGUGGUGCUGAUGAGCUUCGGCGUAGCGCGGCAGGCAAUUCUGCAUCCGGACGAGGAGCCCACCUGGCGUCUCGCUCGCAACAUCUUCUACAUGCCGUACUGGAUGAUCUACGGAGAGGUGUUCGCUGACUCCAUAGACCUUUAUGCGAUGGAGAUAAAUCCUCCAUGUGGGGACAACAUGUACGAUGAAGACGGGAAGAAGCUGCCCCCGUGCAUUCCCGGCGCAUGGCUCACGCCCGCCAUCAUGGCCUGCUACCUGCUGGUCGCCAACAUUUUGCUGGUCAACCUGCUCAUCGCUGUCUUCAACAACACGUUCUUCGAGGUGAAGUCCAUCUCCAACCAGGUGUGGAAGUUCCAGCGCUACCAGCUGAUCAUGACGUUCCAUGACCGUCCCAUCCUGCCGCCGCCGCUCAUUGUCUUCCCGCACGUCUUCAUUGUUCUGAGGACGCUCUGCUGCCGCUGCCGGCCGAGGACCGAGGGGGACCGGGACGACCGCGAGAGACGCCUCCAGCUGGUGCUGGGUGCUGAGGAGCUGAAGAGUCUGCAUGAGUUCGAGGAGCAGUGUGUGGAGGAAUAUUUCAGAGAGAAAGAAGACGAGAAACAAUCGUCCAACAACGAGAGAAUCAGAGUCACAUCUGAGAGGGUGGAAAACAUGUUUAUGCGUCUGGAGGAGGUGAACGAGAGGGAGCACGCCAUGAAGGCAUCCCUGCAGACGGUGGACCUGCGCCUUGCACAGCUGGAGGAGUUCUCCGGCCGGAUGAUGAACGCUCUGGAGAAGCUGGCGGGCAUUGACCGCGCCGAGCUGGUCAGAACGCACUCCCGAGCCUCGUCUGUGUGCGAGCCGGCCGCUCUGCUGCGCCACGGCAGCCUCAACAGCGCCGACAGCUACAGCCUGUACCGCUACCAGCUGGAGCACGACGACAGGGCGUCCGCUGCUGGAGACGUGGACGGGAGCGACAGGAAGGUCCAACAGAGUCCAGAGAGACGAGGGACAGACGCUGAGGGAGGACAUGCCACAGUUAUGAUGAAUUUCCUGUCUGCAGGUGAGGUGAAGGAGUUCGGGUCGACUCUGGAGGUCAGAGGUCAGAGGGCGAGGGCUCAGUCUCUGUCCAACGUCGACAUCCUGAUUUCCCCCUGCGAUGCCGUCCACAAACCCCCUGAGACCGCCACCUCCUUGCCGCAGCCCGACGUCACGGACAGCAACCAGGAGACGCCGGCAGAAAAGUCCCGGCUGGAGGCUGCGGUGUCCUUCCCCCUGGACAGAUCAAAGGUCACACAGUAUUUACCUUCCCCGACCCUCAGCGAGGCCACAAGGAAGUCCAUCAGCAGCUUCGUCUGCAGCCCUGCCCAUCAGAACCAGGACGGGCCGACCUCCAAACAAGAGGACAGAGUGUCCAAACAGGCCGGGGGAGGUAACCAUGGCGAGGAAGGGGACGGUAACCACGGUGAGGAAGGGGGCGGUAACCACGGCGAGGAGGGGGACGGUAACCAUGGCGAGGAAGGGGAGCAGCUGCUUGUGGCGGAGGACAGGAUGUACCCAACCCUGCGCUCAAAGAGUCUCAACACCCCGAGGAAGACGAGGACGAAGAGCGAGGAGACACGCCGCUCUGCCGGCAGCGUCAAAGACCUGGUGUCGGCAUUCAGCGAGGGGACAGGACAGCCACAGCCCAGAACCAGAACCAGGUCCAGAGACUCUGACAGCUGA